AGUGAACUGAAAGCUUCCGGAACAGAAACGUUCAUGUGCAUUGCGACGACGUAUGUGUAACUAAUCUGUGGUAAUAACGAACUCGCAAGUACAGUAGUUUAUUUUAUGAACUGAUAGGAAGAACAAACAUGGCGCUUGAUUUGAACAAAACAGAUCUAUAUCGUUUGCUCGGAGUUGGAGAAGAUGCCACCGAAAAGGAAAUGGUGAAAGCUUACAGAAAGACAGCCUUGAAAUGCCAUCCUGAUAAAAACCCGGACAAUCCAGACGCGGCCAAUGAGUUUCAGAGACUUUCUAAAGCACUCGAGAUCCUCUGUGAUGUUGCGGCAAGAGCUGCCUAUGAUAAGACCAGAAAAGCCAAGAAAGCGGCCGAGGAACGACACAAAGUUCUUGACAGCAAGAGAAAAAAGUUCAAAGAAGAUUUGGAAGCGAGAGAACGAGCGUUUCAAGAUCAGAAAUCAGAUGAUUUUCGGGCGCAGAGAAAUUUAGAAGCAGAAAUAGAACGAUUAAGAAAACAGGGCUCUUCGCUUCUUGAACAAGAGCAAGAAUAUUUGAAGGAACAGUUAAAAAAGGAUAGAGAAGAAGCGAUAAAGAAUAUACCGAAGAACAAGAACAAGGAGGAAGAGCCAUCAGCUGUUUCACCCAAACUAAAAGUUACAUGGACAGCAGAGAAGACUGAUAACAGCAACGGUGGAUAUUCACAUGGAAUGUUGCGUGCUAUGUUAGGAAAAUAUGGAGAAGUGAGUGCUCUUGUUAUUUCAGGGAACAAGAAAGGACGUGCUAUAGUUGAGUAUAAAUCUCCCAGAUCGGCAGAUAUGGCUUUUAGGAAUGAAUGUGGUUUGCGAGAGAAUCCAUUAACUCUGAAAUGGUUAUCUGGUAAACCAGAAACACCGACUUACGAGACUGUGAAUCAGUCAUACAGUGAUGCAAACCCUCAAAUUCCUUCAUUUCCCACAGAAAGUGAUAGUGUUACUUUCACAACGGUUCCUGAAAAAAACACGCACGCAAGUUGUUUACCCAAGACAAGCCAUGAGAGAGAUUUUGAAAGCUUAGUUUUAAUGAAGAUGCGCCAAGCAGAGGAGAGAAAGAGACUUAUUGAACAGAUGCAAAGAGAAGACGAAGAAUCAUGAUAUGUUAAAAAGACAUUGAUUCAUUGUGAAAAAAGUUAUGAUACUGAGAGUAGUGAAGAAAAUGCAACAAGUGCAAGAACAUGUUUACAAGGUAAACAGGGAGAAAAGAAGAGGUGUGUAGAUUUGAUCAUAUUGAUCCCACAUGUUCAUGAUAUACAUGAUAUAAGCGUUCCAAGCAGUACUGAUGGUAAUCCUCCAGAAUGUGGGUUUUGGUAUUUUAAGGUGUCCACACUAAUGAGGUUCACUGGACAUGAUAUCUGCUGGACAUGGUCUCAGGUAUUUUUUUGUAUUUUUUUAACCUGGGUGAAUAAUUCCAUCAACAUAAUACUGUCAAGUCUCAUUAAUCCGACACUUGUUAAUCCAACAAUAGUCUCUACCUGACACAAAUGAUGGGAACCGACUAAAUCAGUGCUGUUUUGACCCGUUAAUCCAACAGUCUUGCACUCGGACUCCGACACACCUAAUUUGCAAUGAACUGCUUAAAUCACUAUAAUCAGUCUUGUUAAUCCGACGCAGUGAUCAGCGUACUCUGUGGUCAUCUGCCAGCGAGUACACAGCCCCGUGUUUUGAUGCGAGACGAGUCAGCGAAUAGCUGCAUAUUUCAAGGGGUGCAGAGAUAAACUUGCUGAACAAUAAACAAUUACUGCUUUAAGUCAACAAAACAGAAUUUGAAUCAUAAUGUAUCAUAUAGUUGUCCAAUUUUCAAUCACGAAUGUUGAUACUACCUAAUUUCGUUUAUCAAACAUACUCGUUAAUCCGACAUAAUCAUGUGCAUUAUGUGCAACGGACAAUCUCAGAUUAACGGGACUUGACUGUACAUUACCAAACAUCAAGGAGUUUUACAUGGCACAUGAAGUUAGAUAUUGAAUUCAGAUUUCCAUGCAGUUUUUACAUGUUCAUGUUAUCACUUUAAGAAUAAGUUUUAGAUGUAUUUCUGUCAGACUGAAAAUUGUUUCAUGUUUCAAAUUUGGCUAUGAACAGUGAACAUGGUGAAUAAAUCUGUUUAAAGGUUGA
Molecule: messenger RNA, 2141 nt
Organism: Haliotis rufescens (red abalone)
Lineage: Eukaryota; Metazoa; Mollusca; Gastropoda; Lepetellida; Haliotidae
Product: dnaJ homolog subfamily C member 17-like
Exons: 1
Coding region: 129-1127 (332 amino acids)
Biological process (GO): spliceosomal complex disassembly
Cellular component (GO): spliceosomal complex
Molecular function (GO): RNA binding
Source: RefSeq, a predicted model, not a curated record